Phascolarctos cinereus (koala) is the source of this 2580-nucleotide messenger RNA. RefSeq lists its product as uncharacterized. The record is from RefSeq and is a predicted model, not a curated record. Gene Ontology annotation, molecular function: calcium ion binding. Gene Ontology annotation, cellular component: sperm fibrous sheath; sperm principal piece. Gene Ontology annotation, biological process: negative regulation of protein sumoylation. NCBI's taxonomy places the organism in Eukaryota, Metazoa, Chordata, Mammalia, Diprotodontia, Phascolarctidae.
UUAAACCAGAAAGAGGCUUAUUGAAUAAAGUGGGAUCCAGCAAGAAUGAAAGACAGAGUGCAAUCACUUGUGAUCAAGCCAUCACAAAGGAAAUCAAAGGCUUAACUCCUUGACACUUUGGAGAAAUUUGACAAUAAGUAGCCUAAGGAAUAAUACGAAACUGAAAUCACCAACUGUGGCAAUGGAAGACAGUAAUGAACAUGAUCAACCAGUUUCAGCAGGGAGGCAAGAAAUGAGAAAAAGAAGGAAACCUUCUCAAGCAAUGGUAGACAAAUCCCAGCAAACAGAUAUCACUGAGAAAAAGAAACACCUGACAGGCUCACAAUCGGCUGCACCAAAAGCUGUCCUUAGCCAUAGUAAUAUACAUGAAAACAAAGCAAAGCAUUCUACUAAAGAAUAUGAUAAAAUGAGAUUAUCUUCUCAGCUUCAACAAACUUGGCAGAGGAGAAAAGAUGGACAAGAACUGACAGAUAAAUCCCAGCAGACAGAGGAAAUUAAAGUAGGGGGGGAAAAAACCUUAGUUGAUAUUGGAGGGGCACCUCCGCCUGCCCUUGAAUCUGAUAUUGAACAAAUUGCCCAUCCAUCUAAAGAGCAUGAAACUCCCUUAAACAGACGCCCAAGCUAUUCCUUGAUAAACAGAUCUCAGCAGACAAGUUGCACUGGAGAUUGGGGUCUUGCGGCCUACCAUGGCAUAUGCAGUGAAAUGGUGGACAAGCAGACAGGAAUGAGUGAUAAUGAGCUAAUAGGACUUCCUAGUGCUAGUAGCAAAAAAGAUUCAUCAUCCCAGCCAAUGGAAGAUACUGAGGGACCUAAAAUAACACCAAGGACAUCCCGAGGAAGUUCUGCUGUUAGCAAAACUGUCAGUAAAAUUUCCUUUCCUCCAGGAAGUGCUACUGCUAGCAAAACUUUCUCUCCCCCAGGAAGUGCCAAAAUCAUCUCUGCCCAGGCAAGUACUGAUGCUGCUAGCAGAACUUUUUCUCCCCAGGUAAGUGCUAGGGCUAGCAAAAGAUUCUCUGCCCAGGGAAGUGCUACUGCUAGUAAAACUUUCUCUCCCCCAGGAAGUGUCAAAUUCAUCUCUGCCCAGGGGAGUACUGAAGCUGCUAGCAGAACUCUUUCUCCCCAGGCAAGUUCUAGGGCUAGCAAAACAUUCUCUGCCCAGGGAAGUGCUACUGCUAGUAAAACUUUCUCUCCCCAGGAUAGCGAAGCCUCAGUUAUUGAACCCCCUGAAGAAUCUGGCUCUGAGAUAGGUCUGAAAAGCCCCAAAAGGGUUUCAGUAGAUGCUGCCCCUGAAGUACCACCCAUUAUAAAAAGGGGGGAUGUUUCUACAGAAGAGGUAGUUCAUGAAGGACAGCCUCCUCUUGCUGAACUUGAAUCUUCUGACAGAGAGGGCCCUAUUGACCUAGAGUCUUCUCCUGCUGCUGAAAAAGAAUUUCCUCCUGAGGAAGAAGGUCUUCUUGAGGACAUAGAGUCUCCUGUUGAAGUAGAGACUUCUCCUAUGGAAGAGUCUCCCGUUGAGGAACUAGAGUCUCCUGUUGAAGAAGAGACUUCUCCCAUGGAAGAGAUGCCCCAUGAGGAACCAGAGCCUCCUACUACUGAUGUAGAACUUUCUCCCAUGGAAGAAGGCCCACUUGAGGAACUAGAGCCUCCUCCUGUUGAUAAAGAAACUUUUCCCAUGGAAGAAGCUCCUCCUGAUGAGGUAGAAAUUCCUGUUGAUGAAGAACUUUCUCCCAUGGAAGAAGCUCCUCUUGAGGAGCAAGAGCCUCCUGAUGAAGUGAAGUCUUUUAUGGAAGAAGCUGCACUUGAGGUAGAAGCUGCUCCUGUUGAAGUAGAGCCUUCCUCUGUGGAAGAAAUUCCUUUUGAGGAAUUGGAGCCUCCUUCUGAUGAAGUAGAGGCUGCCCCUGUGGAAGAAGCUCCUCCUGAUGAAGUAGAGGCUGCCCCUGUGGAAGAUGCUCCUCUUGAGGAAGUAGAGCCUCCUCUUGAGGAAGUAGAGGCUGCCCCUGUGGAAGAAGCUCCUUUUGAGGAAUUACAGCCUCCUCUUGGUGAAGUAGAGCCUUCUCCUGAGGAAGAAGCUCCUCUUGAAGAACUGGAGUCUCCUUCUGUUGAAGCCAACGCUGCCCCUGAGGAGGACGCUCCUCUCGAAGAACCGGAAUCUUUUUCUGUUCCCAUAGAGAAUCCUCCUGAGGAAGAAGCUCCUCUAAAUGAACCUGAACUUGAGCCUCCUGCUGAAACAGAGAAUGCUCCCGUGGAAGAAUCACCUCUGGAUGAACUAGAGCUCCCCCUUGCUGAAAUGAAGGGUACUCUUAUGGAAGAAGUCCCUUCUUCUCCUCCUGUGGAACAAGAGGAUUCUACUGAAAUGGAGGUUCCGCAAAAAGAACCAGAGUCUGCUCCUGUGGAACCAGAAGCUCCUGAAGCAGAUGAAUGAGGAAGAGUCCCCAAGAAGGAAGUACAGUACCAGGUUAAAAUUUAAGCACGUGCCUUAAAAAAGGGUAGGGCCCUGAAAGUAGCAAGGGGAAUUGUCAAAUGAAAAGGAAACAUCACAAUUGGAAUACAUAUUGGAAAAGUGAAUAAUAAAAAAGGAAA